AGCGUGUGCAGCGGCGGCGGCGGAAGUGGCCGGCGAGCCCGGUCCCCGCCGGCACCAUGCUUCCCUUGUCACUGCUGAAGACGGCUCAGAAUCACCCCAUGUUGGUGGAGCUGAAAAAUGGGGAGACGUACAAUGGACACCUGGUGAGCUGCGACAACUGGAUGAACAUUAACCUGCGAGAAGUCAUCUGCACGUCCAGGGACGGGGACAAGUUCUGGCGGAUGCCCGAGUGCUACAUCCGCGGCAGCACCAUCAAGUACCUGCGCAUCCCCGACGAGAUCAUCGACAUGGUCAAGGAGGAGGUGGUGGCCAAGGGCCGCGGCCGCGGAGGCCUGCAGCAGCAGAAGCAGCAGAAAGGCCGCGGCAUGGGCGGCGCUGGCCGAGGUGUGUUUGGUGGCCGGGGCCGAGGUGGGAUCCCGGGCACAGGCAGAGGCCAGCCAGAGAAGAAGCCUGGCAGACAGGCGGGCAAACAGUGAGCGCCCACCCAGACCGGCUGCUGCGCCCCCUCCUGCCAGGGUGGCGAUUCCGCUCCACAGUCUCGGACGGAUCUGCUCAGAAAGGAAGAGGCAGGCGCCAGGGGGAACCCCCUUCGUGUUUUGUGACCCUCCCUUUUAGGUGAAGCCCCUUUUUCUUGCUAAAACCGGCAAUUCUCCGGUUAGAAAUGUUACUUGGUGUUUUUUGGUUUUGUGAAACGGCCGUCCCAAAACUGGCUGGAUUCCUAGAAGAGUCUGUGUUGAAGGCAUCUUUCAAGCCCUCGCUCUGGUUCUCAGGGCAGCAUUUUCCAGGCGGGUUUGUUUUGCAUUUCUUGGAGCCUCUCCGAGCAGCAACCAGACGGGAGAUUUUUAUUUUAAGCUGUUCAUGCUGGGACUGACAGCCUGCAGGGUUUCCUUGGGCGCGGCCCCAAAAUUGCCUUCAAAACAAACCCGGGACGGUUGAAAGCCUUCGAACCGUGCAGGGGAUGCCUCGGGCCCUGGCCCUUCGCUUCCUCUCUUGUGUUAUGGAAAUAAAAACAAAUAAAACUACACACUGCACAUCCACUGUUCCUUUUGAGCUUCUGGGUGCACCUAGCGGGUCUCCUGCCCUCUGUCCAUCGCUGGACUCUCAGGAAAUCCCCGUUCCCGUAAGGGAAGCUUCCUUUUGAGAGUUCUCACCAGGUGUCAGCGGCACAGUGAGGCACUGAUGUCCUUUUACAAAAGGCAAGACCAGCAUCUGGACAGUGGGGGCUCUUGAGAGUCCCCGGCGCCCCCCACACCAGGUUGUCCUAUAACCCUCUCCCCUCUGUGGAGACGUUAAUGCCAAGGGGUGUGUGGGGAGGGAAGUCCCAGGCAGGGGCCACGCAUGGUCCCCAUCACCCCCUCCUGGGUGGCCUGGACUCCAUCAUCUAUCCUCAUCUGUCCACACUGGCGUUCACACAGAGAAGACAGGACAGGAAUCCCCUCGGAAGAUGCUCAUGGAAGAUUCUCACGAGGCUCCUGCCCCCUUUCUGAGCCAGGCCGGGUUUGCCACUCCUCGGGCGCGCACCUGAGACACUGAGUCAGCGCUUUCGAGAAAGGCUCCGGGUAGCAUCUGUGGACCGUGAAGAAACCAGAGGGAAGCCCUGAGCCAGGCAGCGGCCCGUCCCCCUGCAUAGCCUUCUCUUCAGGGUCCUCGUUCGGAGACCUAUUUUGAGAGGUGAUUGGAAUAAAAGGUCCCGUCCGUGAGGAA
Messenger RNA from Homo sapiens (human), 1704 nucleotides. It is a transcript of the gene LSM4, whose product is annotated as LSM4 homolog, U6 small nuclear RNA and mRNA degradation associated. Gene Ontology annotation, biological process: RNA processing; mRNA splicing, via spliceosome; nuclear-transcribed mRNA catabolic process. The transcript has 5 exons. NCBI's taxonomy places the organism in Eukaryota, Metazoa, Chordata, Mammalia, Primates, Hominidae. The record is from RefSeq and is marked reviewed. Gene Ontology annotation, molecular function: RNA binding. The coding region runs from base 57 to 476 and encodes 139 amino acids. Gene Ontology annotation, cellular component: nucleus.